UUGUGCAUGCUUUCGGUACACGUUUCACACAUGCGAGUGUGGCAUUUUUGGUAAACCCCAUGCAUGCAUCCAGUGUUUCGUGGGCCAAACAGUUUCCGUGGAUUUGUAUGCCGGGCACUCGCAUAAACAAAGCAUUAUCGUUAUUGCUGCCCUCUCCAGCGUGGGAGUAGUACUCAUCAUAAGUGUGAGGCUGCGAGCACACGGUCGGGUCGCCCCGUUGCGAUGAGCCACGCCGUGCCGCUUCUCGGGAAGAAAGAGGCCGCGCGGCCGGAGCAGGCGGCACAAAACGGGGCUCGGAACGACGGCACCGCCAGCUUCGUGCGAACUUGCCUCAACGGCGUCAACGCCUUGUCAGGUGUCGGGGUGCUGUCGGUGCCCUACGCGCUGUCGGAGGGCGGGUGGCUAAGCCUGCUGCUGCUGGCCGCCGUAGCCGCCGCCUGCUGGUACACCGGCCUCCUCGUCGGGCGCUGCAUGGACGCCGACCCGGCAAUCCGGACGUACCCGGACAUAGGCCAGCGCGCCUUCGGGCCGCCCGGCCGCCUGCUCGUGUCGUCUUUCCUGUACGCCGAGGUGUACCUCGUCGCCGUCGGCUUCCUCAUCCUCGACGGGGACAACCUCGACAAACUCUUCCCGGACUCCGGCGUCGCCCUGGGGCCCGUGUCGCUCGCGGGGAAGCAGCUGUUCGUCGUGCUCGUCGCGCUCAUUGUCGCGCCCACCACGUGGCUGCGCAGCCUGGGCGUGCUCGCGUACGUCUCCGCGGCAGGCGUGUUCGCGUCGGUCGUCGUCGUCCUCAGCGUGCUCUGGGUGGCGGCCGUCGACGGCAUCGGGUUCUCCGGGCGAGGCACGACUACGCCGCUGCGGCUCGCCGGCCUCCCCACCGCACUCGGCCUCUACACCUUCUGCUACUGCGGCCACGCGGUGUUCCCGACGCUCUACACAUGUAUGAAGCAAAAGUCCCAGUUCCCAAAGAUGCUGGCGAUAUGCUUUGUGCUGUGCACGCUCAACUACGGCUCGAUGGCCGUGCUUGGGUACCUCAUGUACGGCGACGGCGUGCAGUCCCAGGUGACGCUGAACCUGCCGGCGGCGAGGCUCAGCUCCAAGAUCGCCAUAUACACAACGCUGGUGAACCCGUUGGCCAAGUACGCGCUCAUGGUCACGCCGAUCGCGACGGUAGUCGAGGAAAGGAUCUAUGUCGCGGUAGGGCAGGGCUCCGCGGUCCCAGUGGCGGUGAGGACGCUGCUGGUGCUCAGCACGGUGGUCGUGGCGGUCGCCUUGCCGUUCUUCGGCUACCUCAUGGCGCUAGUGGGGUCCUUUCUCAGCGUGGGCGUCUCCAUGCUCCUGCCAUGCGUCUGCUACCUCAGGAUCUUCGGGGCGCCGUCGAUGAACUGCUGCCGCACCGCUAUGGAGGCCGGCGCCAUCUUCGGGAUACUGGCGUUGGGCGCGCUUGUGGCUGUAACUGGCACGUACUCUUCCGUGAUGCAAAUUAUCCACCACUUGUAGGUGGCUCUUAAUGCAUUAACGACGCUCCGAUGCAUUGUCUCUUAAGUGUUGUAAUCUAAGUGAUGCUGCAUUUAGUGUUCAGAGAUCAUGUUUGCAUCUCAAUAGCGAGGUCUAGUUAUGUAGAAAAGGGGAAGAGAGAGAAGCAUGAAGAUAUACCAAAAUGGAGAAAGAUCGGCAUGCCACUGACGAAUGCCACACCAUUGGUCAGCUUAGUCUGUAGCUUCGCGAUUGUAGCUGGAUUAGCCAUGCUCACAUUGUCUUUAGCUGAAACAGCAAUAGUGUUGUUGCCUAUGGACAUUUCCAUGCCCUCAUACUUCGCAAAACUGGAAUAGGUUAGUGAUCAAGAUUAUCUGAGUGAAUAUAGCAUGAUACUGUCGCCAUUUGCUGUA
Molecule: messenger RNA, 1889 nt
Organism: Hordeum vulgare subsp. vulgare (domesticated barley)
Lineage: Eukaryota; Viridiplantae; Streptophyta; Magnoliopsida; Poales; Poaceae
Product: amino acid transporter AVT1I-like
Exons: 3
Coding region: 223-1500 (425 amino acids)
Cellular component (GO): plasma membrane
Source: RefSeq, a predicted model, not a curated record